CAAAAGAGGUUUGAGGCUUUGAAGCUCAGGAUGAUGAAUAAAUCAAUAUUCUGUAUCCUCCCAACCAGUAUACUUUUUAAUUUAUUUAAAGACUAGCUCUAUCAAUUAAGACUAUAUGAAUACCUAUUUAUUAACUAUACGUCUACCUAUCAAAAUUUCUCUCUAUUCGCAAUAAAAUCCUGCCCGCAAGAUACCGUUUCCACGAAGCAACCCACUAUCAGACAAAAGUAAAACGGCCGUCAGCCUCAAUUGAAACAUAAAAGGAAUACCAUACCUGGCUACGUCAGGGACUUUACCGUGUCCUGGACUCUACAUAAGAAAGAGAAAAACACACCCCCUCCUGAAUUGUAACCAUGGCGGCCGCCGAGCCUUCCACUCCCCAAUCAUCCUCCAGUACAACCAUAGCAACCCUUCCCGCCCGCGAUCGCGCCGCCGACUUCGAAAAGUUCAAGAACUUUGCAUCCUACACCUUCCUCUUUGCAGCUCCCGUCUUCAUCGCUCUUCCGCCCCGUAAACUAGACUUCUAUACGUUCAGUCUUGGUGCUGCCUUCCUGGUCUCCGCAAACCGCCUCUCCUCCGUACACACAGGUAGCAGUAUAGUCGGGCACAUCCGGUCACGGACGGUCGGCGAGAACCGGCCAAAUGUGUUCCGCGACCUGCCUACGCCACAGGCGGAGGCGAUGCAGGCGCAGCUGCGGGCUGCGCGGGACGCUGAGAUUCGGGAAGGGAAAAUUGUAGGGGAGGAGCUGGAGAGGUUGAAGCGGAGGCAGGAGAAGGAGAAGGAGAUGAAUAUUGUGAAAAAGGUGUGGAUGGGUGGGGAAAGAGAAGGGUGGAAGGAACGGAGACGCAGGGAAGAACUGAAGGCGCUGGAGGAGGGAAAGGGUUAUGGCGAUUUGAUCAAGGAACAUAUUUGGGAUGUGAUAACUUGGGGCCAGAAGGAUGAUGAGGCAGGCGAAGAGGGGGUUGAGAAGCAAAACGGGGGAGAGGUGGAGGAGGGGAGUCAGCGGAGUUGAGGUUUUUCCAUUUCGUUAUGGAAUGUGAGCUUCUUUACCCUUAACCUUCAUGUUAUCUCGCAGUGUUGGUCCGACAGGGAUUGUGCUGGAUGGCGGGCCAUGUUCCCGAUUACACCACCGCGAUGACUCUUGAGUUUCAACCAUCACGUUGAGGGAUGAAGAUGAAAAUUGCCGACGUACAAUAUACACCAUUCCGCUUCCCCGGCGGCUGUAUCACGUUGACGAAAUUGCGACGCUGUGGGGAUUCCGCGGUUCAUUCGCAGUCACCUCCAGCAACUGUUUCGCUACGCCUACGUGUCGAAUGCUACUAAUGAUGUGUCUUCUGGCGGCUCUAUUCGUCUUUUGUUCAUCUCCCCAAUCUGGAAACAUGGCUGUUUGGUGUUGUAGUAAAGGAGCUGGAGUGUGCUACACCUGGAUGAAAACUACAUACAACCUCACCUCCACUGGUACCGGGAGAGUGCGUGGGAGUCGACUGGGGAUAGCCUUCAAUCUACGGUAGAACUAGUUGUAUCACUUUCUUUCUAUUUCAUGUUCAUGCGUCUUUAUUUACUCUCAUACCAUCCGUAGAAGGGAAAAAAACAAAACACUUGUAUUAUUCACUGCUUUGAUAAAAACCUUUGAACAACAGUACCAGCAUUCCGUAUGAAGAGCAAAGUAACAGGUCCAUUCUAGAAAUCACCCGAAGUAAGGGGUGAAAAAGAAGGAAUUUCCCAAGUUAUCCAAAUUUCUCAAACCAUGUAUGUGGGUAUUGUACAAAACAAUCGCAAUGCAGAAAAGACUUAAUAUGAAAACAUGCGGACAUGCAGACAUGCAGACAUGCGAACAUGCGAACAUACAAACAGCAAGACAAAUAAAAUUUGUAAGAGAGUUCGAAAAUUUCUCAAUUUGUCUCCAAGCCCAG
Blastomyces gilchristii SLH14081 is the source of this 1914-nucleotide messenger RNA. RefSeq lists its product as uncharacterized. The transcript has 2 exons. NCBI's taxonomy places the organism in Eukaryota, Fungi, Ascomycota, Eurotiomycetes, Onygenales, Ajellomycetaceae. Bases 354 to 1013 code for a protein of 219 amino acids. The record is from RefSeq and is a predicted model, not a curated record.